Messenger RNA from Alternaria arbusti, 1089 nucleotides. RefSeq lists its product as uncharacterized. Bases 1 to 1089 code for a protein of 362 amino acids. Gene Ontology annotation, molecular function: (R,R)-butanediol dehydrogenase activity. NCBI's taxonomy places the organism in Eukaryota, Fungi, Ascomycota, Dothideomycetes, Pleosporales, Pleosporaceae. Gene Ontology annotation, biological process: butanediol biosynthetic process. The record is from RefSeq and is a predicted model, not a curated record. The transcript has 3 exons. Gene Ontology annotation, cellular component: cytoplasm.
AUGCGCGCAGCAAGAUACUACGGGAAAGAGGACAUCAGGAUUGAGGAUGUGGAUGAGCAGAAGUGCGGGGCGGGACAAGUCAGGGUCGCACCGGCCUUCGUAGGCAUCUGUGGUACGGAUCUUCACGAAUACCUCGGAGGACCUAAUUUCGCGCCGACGACACCGCACCCGUGUACAAACGAGACGAUUCCUAUUACCCUGGGGCAUGAGUUCUCAGGGACUGUGACUGAAGUGGGCUCGAAUAACUCGAGCUUUACGGUGGGCCAAAAUGUCGUCGUUCAACCAACAAUAUAUUGCGGCAAAUGCGAGGCGUGCAAAGCAGGCUCAGAAAACGUAUGCGAAAAUGGAGGCUUCAUCGGGCUCUCGGGAGGAGGUGGCGGUUUGAGCGAUUCAGUCGUUGUGCCUGAAGGCGCAGUAUUGAACUUGCCCACCAACGUACCGCUCGACGUCGGCGCGCUGGUGGAGCCACUGGCUGUUGCGUGGCAUGCUAUCUCAGCUGCCCCACUGACACCCGAUUCCGUUGUCAUGGUGCUAGGCGGUGGACCGAUCGGGCUGGCAAUCGUCCAAUGUCUCAAGGCACUGGGCACGAAGAAGAUCAUCGUGAGUGAGGUGUCGGGCGCGCGGCAACGCUUCGCAAGGGAAUUCGGCGCGCAUCAUGUCCUCUGCCCCAAGACAUACGAUGUUGCGAAGAUGAGCAAGGCUCUGAGUGGGAAGGAUGGACCGGAUGUGGUAUUCGAUUGCGCUGGCGUUCCCGCAAGCCUCACGACUGCUUGCACGGCGGUGCGCGCUCGAGGGACGGUCGUCAACGUCGCGAUUUGGGAGAAGGAGGUUCCGUUCAACCCGAAUAUGCUCGUGUUCCGGGAGGCGCAGUACACAGCCGUUUUGGGCUACCAAAGAAAGGACCUCGAGGCCGUCAUUGAGCAUCUAGCUGCCGGUACUCUGAAGCCCAUGAAGAUGAUUACCAGCAAGAUUAGUCUGGAGGAUCUGGUAGAAGGCGGGAUCAAAGCCCUGAUCAACGACAAGGAGAACCAUGUCAAGAUCCUGGUUGAAGUUGGAGGUAUGAGUCGCGUGGAUUCUGCCAUACACUGA